AGUAUUAUAGAUUGACGAAGCCGGUUGAAUUCCGUGAAGUGACUCACAAUAACAAGGGACUUUUAUUGUGAAGGUGACUUUUAAUGCAGUCAAAACCAAGACGGGAAUCUUAUUGUGAAAGCGUCGGAACCGGAAGUGACGUUUCGACCGGCGCAAGAGAGGAUUAUGAGACAGCGUGUUUUUAGAGGGACCGUUCUCUUUUCUCAGGUAAGGCGACGCAGGAGGGUGUGCUCCCGGAAGGUGCCGGGAGCCGGCAGCCUGGACACGAGGGAGAGCGCGUUGACUGUUUGUUUUACAAUUCCUGCCAUUAAAUGUUGAUAACUUAAUCCAUGCGCGUCCGGAAGCCUGUUUUUCCACCAUCUGCGAAGUGCCCAGUUUCAGAAUACUGUACAAGACCCUGACGCCUAUGUUUCCUUUUGCUUUGCUUCUGUGUUAUUCUGCCCUUCGUUAAACCUUAACUGUCUGAAAUAAAUCUUCCUUAUUUUGUUCAAGUAUUUAACUUUAUUAUUUGCCUCCUUUGUUUCCCCCUUAGCUGUAUCCCUUUUUUGUAUGUUGCGGCCUGUGCAUCCCUAGUUUACCAAGAGGCCGUAACAGCAGCAUCUCUAGGUCUGGGCCAAGGCAACAUUUGCCAUUGAGUAUGGCAUGACUCCACUGAUGCAUGCAACAUAUAAGGACCGGGCUGAUAUGUGUUGUCUGCUGCUGCAGCACGGGGCCGAUGUCAACGGCAACCAGCUUGAAUAUGGAUACACUGCUCUCAUGUUUGCUGGCCUGUCAGGGAAAACAGACAUCACCUCCAUGUUGCUGGAUGCCAGAGCAGAGAAAGACCUGGUGAAUUCUGUGUGUCGCACUGCUGCUCAGAUGGCAGCGUUUGUAGGACAGCAUGACUGUGUAACGGUGAUCAACAAUUUCUUCUCGUUGGCGAGGCUGGAGUACUACACCAAACCACAGGGGGUGGAGAGGGAGCCCAGGCUACCCCCCAGGCUGGCAGGGCCCUUGCACAAGAUCAUCAUGACCACCAACCUAAACCCAGUCAAGAUAGUCAUGCUGGUGAUGGAAAACCCGGAGCUGGUGGAUGUGGCCGCUCUGGAGAAGUGUUACCAGGUGAUGGAUAUGCUGUAUGAGCAGUGUAUGAAGCAGCAGGACAUGAAUGAGGUCCUGGCCGUGAAGAUGCACAACAUCAGCUGUGUGCUGCAGAAAUGCCUUGCCUUCCUACAGAAACAAGAUGGCAAACUGGACAUACUUGUCAAGAACCUGUUAAGGGGGAGAGACAGUGAUGGCUUCCCACAGUACAAGGAGAAGUUCAUUUGGGAUUGUAUCAAGAAGUUUCCUUAUUGUGAGGCAACACUCCUUCAGCAACAGGGCAACGACCCCACAGCCUUCUCAGUGUUGACCCAGGCUAUAACAGGUCUGAUGACGUUCACCGAUGCUCAUUACUGUGCUACAUGUGGCGAGAAGGGAGCAGAAAAGAGGUGCUCCCUUUGCAAAGCAGUGAAUUACUGCAGCCUGAUGUGCCAGAAGCUCCACUGGUUCACCCACAAAAAGAUGUGCAGGUGCAUACAGGAGCAGAAUGCCGACCCGGAGAUGGAUACUCCAAGGUUCAAAGAACUGAAAGACGAAGAUGACGAUGACACCCUGGUGAUGAAGACAGCCAACUUCCUCCAGGAGCUGUGUCUGCGGGCGGAGGAGCAGGUGGCGGCUGCAGGCGGCUGCCCUGCAGAGCUGCUGGCUCGCUCCUCCACAGACUGAGCAAAGGGUCCUGAAUGAGGUCAAGUCAUCUCUUUUGGUUCACAAAAGUUACAGACGGAGAUGUGUGUCUCAAUAGGAAGAAUGUCAGAAGGGUACUUCCUGUUUCUCUGUUUCACACCAAGCCUUGCAGUUUAAGAUAUUUAGCAACGCUUCAGUAAAACUUUACACACGAGGAGCUGCAAUAGAGGCAUUUUUAUAACAAUUCCAGAAAACAUCCUGAUUUGUCUGAUUAGUGAACAUUAAGUGAAGUUUGAGCCUCUUCAAAGUGGGACAGUCGCUCCAUUCGGACAAUUCCAAACUUGACUCCUCAAUUCAAUCCCACAAAUCCAUUACAUGUCAUCUAAAACAAUAAAGGAAGUGACCUAUGUGUCAUAUGUUGUGAUAUACAAAUGCCAAAAUGAUAUAGCUACAUGUACACGUAUACCUUGGGAUAGGUUUGUCAUUGGUCGAAACAAGGGAUUAAUAUGUUUGCAUAUCAACACAGAUAGAAGAAGAAAAAUUGUGUCCCACUGAGGGUGUUGGAGAGUUAUGAUAACAACUCAAAUCUAAUCAAACUACAGUGGAUUGGGAACGGCUGGCUUUGAGUCCGAGUUGAUCUUUUCAGCAUCAUCGUUGUCGUGUGAUGUCAUUCUCUUUUUACUGCCGCAACCAUGCAGAACAUUAAUAACACACAGUUCUACAAAAAAACAGGUUAUGCUCAAUGACAAUAUAUGUUCAGGUUUUUCAAAUGCUUACUUUCAAAAUGAUUGGUUCAUGUCGAAUAUGAUAUGAUGAUGUUUGGAGAACAAUGGUGGGCAUAGCAAAUCAGCUAAUGUUUAGGUGUGAUGAAGGUUAGGCAACAGAACCAAAGAUUGUUAUUAAAAGGGGAAAUGUUAACUGCAGUUAUGUUAUGCGCGACACUUUGACCUUCACGACCCAAACCUUACGACCUUCACUACGUCCUGGAUUGGAACAGGGUGUAGAAUCAUCCCAUAUGGACAUACUUGUCCAAAACCUGGAGGGUUUCAGUUAUAGUUAUAGCUCAUGGAAGUUACACACUUAGGUUCAAUUCUUAUGGAACUGGCAUUUAUUGACCUUUAGAUUGCCUUGAGAGUGGUAAUAAUUAAUGAUACAAGUCAACAAUUCAUACAAAUGAUGUAGUGCACACGCCAGCUGCACCAAGCCAUGAAGGUCCAUCUUGAUCUUGUGUUGCAUCUCCUGAUCACAUGAUCUCAUAUUGUUUCUUGACCCAAACUAUAAAAUACAGUUGUGUCAUAGUAUUGCUUUGUAUGGUCUAAGAAAAAAAGAAAUGUAUUAAGUGAUGCAUAUUCAAUAUUUUUAUUAGAUUGAUGUGUUUUGUUGCUGUGCUGUUAGCGUAUCCACAUCUAUAAGUCUCGUGAGAUAAGAAAAUACCAAUCCUCCUGCAGUGAUGAGUUAGUUAGUAUGAGUGAGAUUGAAUAAAGUGUGAAUAAAGUUAUUUGUACAGCAAUA
Pseudoliparis swirei is the source of this 3216-nucleotide messenger RNA. Its product is annotated as ankyrin repeat and MYND domain-containing protein 2-like. The transcript has 9 exons. Gene Ontology annotation, molecular function: protein binding. The record is from RefSeq and is a predicted model, not a curated record. Bases 643 to 1746 code for a protein of 367 amino acids. Gene Ontology annotation, biological process: regulation of smoothened signaling pathway. NCBI's taxonomy places the organism in Eukaryota, Metazoa, Chordata, Actinopteri, Perciformes, Liparidae.